Molecule: messenger RNA, 1203 nt
Organism: Durusdinium trenchii
Lineage: Eukaryota; Dinophyceae; Suessiales; Symbiodiniaceae
Source: the annotation of a GenBank genome assembly
AUGAUCUAUAUGAGAAUUGAUACAAAGAAUGCUCAGCGCAGAAGCCAUGGUGUGUUUCCAGGAUGGAAGUUGGCCUCACAUUUCGCGGUCUUUAAAAUACUAAACACAACGAUCCGAUGUACAAAGUUUUCGUCAUGCACUUCGAACUGUCAAAUCCAGCCGUUCCGCCCAACAAGACCCAGCUGUUUCGUCUCAAGUCUUCCAGCGCCCGACCUGUCAUCCAUGGCUAAAAGUCGUUGUGCUCAGCGGGUGUUGGUGGCCAUCGUUGUCCUCUUCCGUUGGCAGGUUGACUUUGUGGAGUCUCCUUUCCCUCUUCGUCCAAGCCAUCGCUUGAAACACGCUUUGUUUUGGGGCAAGAAGAAGUCACAGGAGCCUCCCAAGGCUUGCCAAGACAUCUAUGACAUGGACACUCGUGCAGUGUGUAGCUGGCUUAGAGCUUUGGGCCCGAAGUUUGAACAAUAUGUGCCUCGAUUUGAAGACGAAGACGUGGAUGGGCUUUUGCUAAGCACCCUGACCGAUGACAAUCUCCAGAAUCUGGACGUUGAUCAAGAAAUACAUCGCAAGAAGAUCUUGGUCCAUCGUGAUGCUUUGGUGAAACAUGGCUAUGACAUAACGGGCCAAAGACAAGAACUGCCUUUGGAUCGCCUUCGUGAGAGGGUCAAUGUCGCCAGGCCAAGGGUUGAACACCAGCAGCUUACAGACCACAUCUUCGAUUCAAUGAGAAAAGAAGGGAUUUCAUUGGGAGUUUCCGAGCAGGCUUUCAUCACAAGUAUGGACGAUCUCCUUUCCGAGCUCCUGGAGGAAGGUGUGUAUAUGGAAGCUCUUGACACCAUCAACCAUUAUGUUUGGAGUUGGACAGCUUCUGUCGAGCAGGCUGGUAUCAGGGAAGAUGUCCAGGCAGACCUUGAGCAGAUCGCAGCAGGGAAGGAUGCUCAUCGACAAAGGAUUGUUGCCACCCAACAAAACAUCAAGCUGCUUGCAAUGUCACUGGACCGCUAUUGCCGGUCGACGAAGAAAGACAGGUUGACUGACAAAGAAAAAGACCAGGCCAGGUUGGAGAUGGAAGAGAAUCUUCAGACUUGGCUACAAAACAUGCAGGAGCUGGCAGGAAAAGCAAGCUUUUCCCGUGGUGGGUUGUUGGAACGUGCUUCUGCUCGCUUGCGCAUGCAGCUGAAGGAAGUGCAGCUGUGCAAGCCAACAUAG